Sparassis crispa is the source of this 1062-nucleotide messenger RNA. RefSeq lists its product as hypothetical. Gene Ontology annotation, molecular function: dihydroorotate dehydrogenase activity. The transcript has 2 exons. The record is from RefSeq and is a predicted model, not a curated record. NCBI's taxonomy places the organism in Eukaryota, Fungi, Basidiomycota, Agaricomycetes, Polyporales, Sparassidaceae. Gene Ontology annotation, biological process: 'de novo' pyrimidine nucleobase biosynthetic process. Gene Ontology annotation, cellular component: cytoplasm. The coding region runs from base 1 to 1062 and encodes 353 amino acids.
AUGGUACGGCUGCAUACACUCAAGAUCGACCCACCGCUCCUGAAUAGCUCGUGCGCGUGGGCGUCCGACCUCGAACAGCUGCGCGAGCUGUACGAGUGUCCCUCUACGGGCGCAGUCACCACGCGCACGGCGACGCUGGAUGGGUUUGAGGAGGGCCCGGGAAUCGGGGUCGUGUUCACCACGGACGGGCUCUCGACGCUCAACACGUAUGGUUACUCCCCGCAUCCGCUUGGGACGUACCUCGAGUGGAUCUACGCGUUGCUCACCGCGCCCGCCUCCCCCACUCGUCCGCACCGCAAGCCUUUCAUCCUCAGCAUCACCUCCGCGCUCCCCGCAGAGCUUACCACGAUGCUCACGCAAAUCCAGGCACUGCGUUCACGGCUGCGCGCCGCGCUCGCGCGCGACGGGGCCAUGAACGGCUAUGCGGACGCAGAGGACGACCCCGCGGCACUGCUGGCGGUCGAACUCAAUACCUCAUGCCCAAAUAUUCCGGGCAAGCCUCCGCCGUCGUAUGCGCUCCACACGCUUGCGCCACUGCUCGCCGUCCUAGGGGCCUUUGCACGUGCGGACCUCUCCCUCGCGCUCGGCCUCAAGCUCCCGCCGUAUCCGGAUCCGAGCGCAGCGACGGGCAUCGUCGCGUGCCUCCAUGAGUUUACCUACACUUCUGCUGGUGAGGGUCCGCUCAGCCCCUUCGCCUUCCUCACCUGCACGAACACGCUCGGCUCGAGCCUCCUCUUCGCCUCGCAGGUCCAGUCUGAGUUCGAGCCCACGUCCCCCACUGCCGCGCUGGCCCCCGCGCUGCCCCCCGGGCUCGGCGGGCUCGGCGGCGCGCUGAUUCAUCCCCUCGCGCUCGGCACGGUCUUCGCGCUCUCGCGUGCACUUGCGGCGCACCCCAGCGCUGCCGUGCGCAACGUGGGUAUCAUCGGCGUCGGCGGUGUGCUCGACGCCCCAGGAGCACGCCGAAUGCGUGCUGCCGGUGCGACCGCUGUCGCGUGCGCGACUGCACUCGGGGCACGGGGGGUAGGGGUGUUUGCGGAGAUCAGACCGGGGGUGGAAGGGUGA